UACUACUCCAAAUCAUUCAUCUUAGAAGCCAGUCUGUCUACUCCUCCUGGAUCUUUACCUCUGUUUGCCCAUAUCAUCUCCAUUGUCAGAUUUUUCAACCAUCUCUAUAGUUUUCUGAUUCCACCUCAAUAUGGCUUCAUCUAAUCAUAUGGAUUCGGACGCACACCAUUAUGAUAUGCUCAAUAGUCUUGAUCUCACCAAGAUCAGUCGCCGUAUACUUGUGAAGGUAGACCAUAUUUAUCCUUGUGUUGGUGACAAAGUUUAUGAGCUUGAUCUCGGUUACCCUAAGCAUGCACGGUCCAUUAACCUUAUGGUAUUUGAUGCUCAGGGUACUCGAAUGGAAGUGUUGAUUAAGGGCCCUGAGAUCCUGGCUCGGUUUAGGAACCGAUUUAAAGUUGAUAAAACUUAUGACAUCACAAACCUAGAAGUGAACCGUGGAGGUCAACCUGUUCAUAGGAAGUAUCACAUUUCAUUGUUGCUGUGUUCUGAAAUAUGUGAACAUUCCUCUAAUUUCCUUGGCCAUAACUUCAAGCUCUGUUUAGUUUAUGACCUCAAGGCAAGUAAUUUCCCUUCUUCCCAUCUAAUCGAUGUUGCUGGUCUUUGUGUGCAUGUUGGAGACCUUAAAUGGGAGAACGUCGAAAUUCAUGAUGGCCUAUUGACAAGGAAGCUGUGGAUAGUUCUACAAGAUAUACAGCGGGACAUGAUUCCUUGUGUCUUACAAAGAGAUUAUGUAGUGGAUGCAUGGACAACAUACCAAGCAUGCAAAGAUCAUAAGAGCCUACUUUAUGUAGUCAUUCGAUAUGCUAUUUUGUUUAGAGGCCUCGGAAGCAAUUGUUUGGAGGAGUUCAAGAAUGCUACCAAAGUCUAUUGGUAUAUCGACCCUCUACACCCUGACCUUGCCGGCAGUGACUUAGCUAUGUGAAGAGAAUUUUAUCUUUAGUCAAGACUUGUGAAGGUUAUUGUUAGAGUUUACUUCUUUUAUGUUUUUCAUCUUUUAUUUUUUUAUUAUCUGGGUGUUUCAUAUGGUUUAGACCAACAUAGUGUCUCCAAUAAGCAUUGUAAUAUUAUUACAUGGUAUAGGCCAUGUUAUAUAUUAAGAGUAGAUAAUCAGUACUUUAGCCAAUGGCUUGACUAUUACCAAUUCACUAUUUCAGAUUUAUACAGUUGCUUAUUGGUUCUA
Messenger RNA from Prosopis cineraria, 1180 nucleotides. RefSeq lists its product as uncharacterized. The transcript has 5 exons. The coding region runs from base 131 to 922 and encodes 263 amino acids. Lineage: Eukaryota; Viridiplantae; Streptophyta; Magnoliopsida; Fabales; Fabaceae. The record is from RefSeq and is a predicted model, not a curated record.